AUGGAGGCAGAUGACACUUCAAAAGCUGAAGACAGAGUCAAGGAUCCAGGUUCCAAAAAUGAAGACCAGCCUGAUGUUGCUCAGUCUGACUGCCAACCUGUAAUGCAGCCCCUCAGCCCCACAGCUCUCUGGGAGGGGCUAGAAAGGAAGUUUCUGGAACAUCAACAGUUGGAUCACAGGAGCCCCGCUGAACAUCAGAAGAGCCUGUUGGGUCUGCUGCCACUCUUUCUAAAGGCCUGGGAACACUCCGUGGGGAUCAUCUGUUUUCCCAGCCUCCAAAACCUGGCAGAGGAUGUUUCCAAGCAGCUUGUUCAAGAAAUUCAGAAGGCCCUUUUGGGAAAGCCUGCAGAGCAAGCGAGGGCAGCGGCUGGGCAGUUGCUGCACUGGAAGGGUGAUGCGGACCAGGAUGGCUACCUGCUCCUGAAAUCAGUGUACGUGCUCACAGGGACAGACUCGGAUACACUGGGCACAGUGGCUGAGUCUGGGCUCCCAGCCCUGCUCCUACAGUGCCUUUACCUCUUCUUUGUCUUUCCUCUGGAAAAGGGGGAUAUCUUUGAGAGUGAUGUUCAAAUUCAGAAGAUGUUUGUGCAGAUGCUGUUGAACAUCUGCAGCGAGUCUCAGGGGCUGGAGGGGCUUCUCUCGGGAAAUGAGCUCCAGUCUCUAGUGAUUGCCACCACCUGUCUUCGGGAGCACAGCUGCUGCUUUUGGAAGGAGCCCACCUUCUGUGUGCUGAGGGCCAUUUCCAAGGCCCAGAACCCUGCCAUCAUCCAGUACCUGCAAGCUAUGGACUGCAUCAAGAUCUCCCUCCAGAACCUCUCCAGGCUUGCAGAUACUCUCCCUGCUCCUGAGGUGAGUGAGGCUGUGAACCUCAUCUUGGCCUUUGUGAAGGACUCCUAUCCAGUCUCCUCGGCUCUGCUCCUGGAAUUUGAGAACGGAGAAGGCUAUCCUCUGUUGCUCAAAGUGUUACUUCGAUAUGAGGAGCAGAGUCAGAGCGAAGUGGAUCUCCACCUGGAGGAGCUCCUGGAGUCGGUGGUGUGGCUGACGACCUGUGGCAAGUCAGAGCUGAAGGUGUUUGACAGCAUCAUUUACCCUCAGCUGGAAGGCUUCAAGUUCCAUCACGAGGCUUCUGGGGUGACUGUGAAGAAUCUUCAGGCCUUCCAAGUCCUGCAGAAUGUUUUCCACAGAGCCAGCAACUCUGUCCUCUGCACGAAAGUCCUGCUGGCCAUCAGAACCAUGUGGUCCUGGAACCCACGCAACUUCUUCCUGCUGGAGUGGACGCUGCAGCCCAUCUCCCAGUUUGUGGACAUUGUGCCCCUGAAGCUCAUGCCAGUGCAGCUGCACUUCUUCAAGUUGCUGGAGUUCCUGGUGUUUGAGCUUCAUUAUGUACCUCAUGAGGUCUUGCGGAAGGUGCAACAUCUGAUCAAGGAGAGUCCCGAGUCACCAUGCACCCUUGUAGCCCUGCAGAGUAUCCUCAGGAUCUCCAGUGUGGACCUGCUCUUCACCGACAUUUUUCGGGACUCAGGACUCCUGGGUCUGCUGCUGGCCCAACUGCGGAAGCAGGCCAAGAUCCUGAGGAAGUCAGGAAACAAAGAGUCUACACCUGGCAUUCAACAUCCAGAAAAGGAACUGACUUGUGUGAUGCUAAGAACUGUGGACACACUUCUGAAGGGCUCAGUGAGGAAUGCGGUUGUCCUGAAAGACCACGGUAUGGUGCCCUUUAUCAAGAUCUUUCUGGAUGACGAGAGCUACCGGGCCCCGUCGCUCAGCAUUCUGGAACAGCUGUCAGCCAUCAAUGCAGAGGAGUACAUGAGCAUCGUCGUGGGUGCUUUGUGCUCGUCCACCCAAGGGGAGCUGCAGCUGAAACUGGAUCUCCUGAAGUCUCUACUCCGGAUCCUGGAGACCCCCAAAGGUCGUGCUGCCUUCAGAGUGUCCAGUGGGUUCAAUGGGCUGCUGUCUCUGCUCUCUGACCUGGAGGGGUCUCUCCGGGAGCCCCCGAUGCCAACCUGGGGGCCUGUAGCCCCCAGGCAGACCCUGGACCUGAUCCUGCACACCCUCUGUGUUGUGGCGGCAGCCCUGCAUCUGGACCCUGUCAAUGGUGACUUCUUCAGGAGGAACGGGCUCUUUGAGAAGCUGGCUGAGGACCUCUGCCUGCUGGGCUGUUUUGGGGCUCUGGAGGAAGAGGACACCCCUCUGCACACUUGGGUGGACACAAAAGCCAGGCCAUUGACUGAUUUUCUGAAUGUGGCCUUUUCCUCUGCCAGCCCUCUCCCUCCCAAGAUACAGAGCUGCCUGCAGAUCAUCGGCUUCCUGGACAGCAUGGCCAGAGGCACCCUUCACCUGCGCGUGAACCUGAAGGAGUCCCUGUGGGCUGGGUGCCUGUCAGGUGUCAAUGCCCGGAAGCGGGAAACUGGCAGCGACUCCCAAGGACUCUUCAAGCAGUGGCCAGACCUGGAGGAGAGGAUGGAGGAAGGUGACUCUGUGAUCAUGCACCCCGGGGUCCUGUGCAUCAUGGUGAGAUUGCUGCCGCGGUUGUACCAUGAAGAUCACCCCCAGCUUUCCAAGGAGAUCCAGUGCUCCCUGACAAGUCACAUCCAGUCCCUGGUGAAAUCAGAGAAGAACCGCCAGGUGAUGUGCGAGGCGGGGAUGCUCAGGACGCUCAUGACCUCCUGCCGCAAGGCCCUGACCAGCAGCAGCAGCCCCCUGCACUCAGGCCUCAUCAGGAUUUUCGAAAAGCUGGCUUCCCAGGCCAUCGAACCAGAUGUGUUAAGACAAUUUCUAGGUCUUGGAAUCCCACCACCUCCAUCAGCUGCAGUGAAAACACUCACUUCAUCUUAUGUGCCCAGACGGGACUCUGGAUGCUCAGGGUCACAGGCGGUGGCAGCAGAGGUCGCUGAAGGUCCAGUGGGAGCCACCCCAGAUGCUAGCCCCUGCCCUGCAGCCAUGCAGGCCCUCAGACCCUCUGGGGAGAAGCCGGGCUCCACCACUGCCCUGCAGACAGCACUGAGUCUCAUCUCCAUGACCUCUCCGCGCAACCUACAGCCGCAGAAGGCGGCCCUGGCUCCGUCGUUUGUGGAAUUUGAUAUGUCCGUGGAAGGUUAUGGCUGUUUGUUUAUCCCGACCUUGUCUACAGUUAUGGGAACCAGCACUGAAUACUCUGUCUCUGGAGGGACUGGGACAGGUGCUGCCAGGUCAUUCCCUCCACCAGGGGGCCUCACCUUCUCCUGCUGGUUCCUGAUCGGCAGGCAUAGCAGGGUCCCUGAGGGCCACCCACUGUACUUCUUCACCCUGGUGCGCCACCUGGCCAGGACCGAGCAGCCCUUUGUCUGCUUCUCCAUCAGCCUCUGCCCGGAAGACCUCUCCUUGGUUGUGUCUACAGAAGAGAAAGAGUUUCAGUCCCUAGAUGUCAUGGAACCUGAAGAUGCCUCUGAGCCUUCUGCAGGACGGCAGCUUCGGGUCAGAUGUGGCCCGCUGUUGGCUUGUGGUCAGUGGCAUCACCUGGCUGUGGUUGUCACUAAGGAAAUGAAAAGGAAUUGUACCAUUUCCACCUACCUGGAUGGACAGGUCAUUGGCUCAGCCAAGAUGUUGUACAUUCAGGCAUUACCAGGACCUUUCCUUUCAAUGGAUCCUUCUUCAUUUGUGGAUGUUUAUGGAUAUAUUGCUACCCCUCGAGUUUGGAAGCAGAAGUCAUCAUUAGUGUGGCGUCUUGGCCCUACAUACCUCUUUGAAGAGGCCAUAUCAAUGGAAACUCUGGAAGUUAUGAACAAACUUGGCCCAAGAUACUGUGGUAACUUCCAAGCUGUGCAUACCCAAGGAGAGGACUCUGGUGUGGAAGCAACAUCCCUGGUUGCAGAAGAAAAGCUUUCCUUUGGCCUUCACAUAGCCAGCUCGUCCAUCACCAGUGUUGCUGACAUCAGAAACACUUAUAAUGAGGUGGACAGCCGCUUGAUUGCCAAAGAGAUGAAUAUUUCAUCUCGUGACAAUGCCACACCUGUGUUCUUGCUAAGGAAUUGUGCUGGGCAUCUCUUGGGUCCUCUGCGAACCAUUGGCGCUGUGGCUGUUGGCCAAUUAGGGGUAAGAGUGUUCCACUCCAGCCCCGCUGCCAGCAGCCUGGACUUCAUUGGCGGGCCCGCCAUCCUCCUGGGUCUCAUUUCCUUAGCAACAGAUGACCACACCAUGUACGCAGCCGUGAAAGUCCUGCACUCGGUCCUGACCAGCAAUCCCAUGUGUGACCGCCUGAUGAGGCACAUCUCUGGAUACCAGAUAAUGGCAUUUCUCCUGAGGAAGAAGACCUCUCUCCUAAACAAUCGGACUUUUCAGCUGAUCCUCUCCAUUGCUGGCACUGCAGAGCUGGGUUUUGGGUCACCUACUACCAUUAACCUUGGUGUCUUCCAGCAUAUCCUCUGCAAUUUUGAGCUCUGGAUGAACACUGCAGACAACCUGGAGCUCUCUCUCUUUUCCCAUCUCACGGAAAUCCUUCGAUCACCAAGGGAAGGACCCCGGAAUGCUAAGUUUGCUCAUCAGGCAUGGCUUAUACCCAAGCUUGUGUUCCUCUUCAAUGAGCCAGGUCUCACACCCACCAAGAUCCCCACCGUCAUUGCCAUCCUGGGUUAUCAGCUAAAGGGCCAUUUCAGCAUCCGGGACUUUCUCAGAAUCGGACUGUUUGUUGUGUACACUCUCAAACCUUCAUCAGUGAACGAGAGGCAGAUCUGCGUGGACGAAGUCCCAGACCCUUCACUGCAAGCUGGAAGCCAAACAUCUGGAAAGACAAUCUGGCUCAGAAACAAGUUACUAGAGAUGAUGCUUAGUGUAAUAUCUUCCUCCCAACUUCAUUUGUCCUCUGAGUCAAAGGAAGAGAUAUUCCUGAACCUGGGGCCGGAUUGGUUCCUGCUUCUUGUGCAAGGCCACCUGCACCCCAGCACCAUUGUACUGGGGCUGAAGCUGCUGCUGCACUUUUUGUCUAGCCCCUCCCUGCGAGGGCGAUUUAAAGACGGUUUGUCUACAGGAUGCUGGGUGGAACACAGCUCUGAGGGUGUAGACAUUGUGAUGGAUAACCUGAAGAGCCAACCUCCCACACCUGAACAGAGUCCCUGCCAGCUACCUGGGUUCCGUGUCUUGAACGACUUUCUGGCCCACCAUGUUCAUAUUCCAGACGUUUACCUCAUUGUGUCCACCUUCAUGCUGCAGACACCAUUCACAGAGUUGGUGGAUGGACCCAAGGAUAGCCUAGAUGCCAUGUUUCAGUGGCUCUUGCAGAAGCACCACAGGGAGGAAGUCCUCCGGCUUGGGCUGUGCACCGAAGGUGUCUUACUGCUCCUGGAAUUGCUGAAAGCCUCCAUGAGCCAGCCCUCCACAGGUUCCGAGGACCGUGCAUGGGAACAGACUUUCCCGGCCAGCGUGCUGCAGUUCUUGGGCCUGGUGCAUAGCACCUACCCACAGGACCCAGCCUGGCGGACCCCAGAGUUUCUCCAGACCUUGGCCGCAGUCACCUUCCCCUGGGAAAUCCACAAGGGAGUCAUGACUGAGUCCACCCAGAAUGCCAGCAGUGCUGGGGCUGAGGCCAAAGACAGCAGCACCGUGGAAAGUCUCCAGGCUCCUUCCAAGUCACAUCCCACCCGGAAGCAGCUGAGGGAGUUCACGCAGCUACUCUUGAAGGAGCUCUUGUUUUCCGCCCCCAGUCCCAAGCAGUGGUUACCACUGGAGGUGUUCCUGGAGGCUUCUCCAGGAAAUGCUACCAGCCAACAGAAACGAGACUUCCAGUCUGAGAUCCUGCUUUCCACAAUGGAGAUAUUUCAUGUGAUGAGUGGUGGUGAGAAGUCACUGCUCAGAGGCAGUCAAGAUCCCCAGCUAAACACAGAAGCUGCUGCUCUUCCUUCACUAGCAAACAUCUCCUUCUUUGCCCAGAAGCUGGUGGAGAAGCUGUACAGUGGGAUGUUCUCAGCAGACCCCAUACAUGUCCUUACCUUCAUAACAGAGCACAUCAUGGUGGUCAUUGAGAAUGCCUCCUUUCAAAGGGAUGCCAUCAUCGGUGCUUUAUACAGCAGUUUAAAUAAAGUCAUCCUUUAUUGCCUCUCCAAACCCCAGCAGUCACUCUCUGAGUGCCUUAGCCUUCUCAGCAUCCUGAGCUUCCUCCAGGAACACUGGGAUGUUAUCUUUGCCACCUAUAACUCCAACAUCAGCUUCCUGCUUUGUUUCAUGCAUUGUCUCUUGCUGCUCAAUUCAAGAAGCUAUCCAGAAGGAUUUGGAUUGGAUCCCAAGCCCAGAACGAGUCCUUAUUAUCAAGUCUUUCUUUUUCCAAAUGAAGAAGUAAGAGAAAAGACUGGGGAAGACUUCUCAAGUUUGAAUGAUGUCCAGCAUAGCAUCCAAAAGAAGGUGAGGACUCUCUGGCAGCAACUCAUAUCACAGAGGCGUCAGGAGCUGGAGGACAACUUCAAGAUUGAUCUUACUGUGAAACCUGGAGAAAGUGAAGUGAAAAUUGAAGAGGUCACGCCACUCUGGGAGGAGACGAUGCUCAAGUCCUGGCAACAUUACCUAGCAUCUGAGAAGAAGUCACUGGCUAGCCGCUCAAGUUCUGGACAUCAGAGCAAAGUCACUUUGUGGAGUGAAAGCCUGUCCUCAGCCAUGAGGCUGAUGAAUGGGCGGCAAGCCAAGGACCCUGAGUACAAGACAGAGGAUUUUGUGUCAUGUAUUGAAAACAACAGAAGGAGAGGACAGGAACUAUAUGCAUCUUUAUACAAAGAUCACGUACAGAGGCAGAGAUGUGGCAACAUCAAGGCAGCCAAUGCGUGGGCCCAUAUUCAGGAGCAGCUUUUUGGGGAGCUGGGCCUGUGGGGUCAGAAGACAGAAGCCCCACCCUGCUCCCAGUGGGAACUGGACUGGAGAGAAGGACCUGCUCGUAUGAAGAAACGCAUCAGGUGCUUGUCUCCCCUGGAGACCUCGAAUCCAAGAAGGUUCAAGGAAAGCCAAGACCUAAAUAGUGAUAUUUCUCAGACAAAGGCUGAAAAUCAAGAUGAACUGACACCAAAGGAAGCUGAGAGCAAUGUUGACGAAGUGGGUGUGGACUGUACCCAGCUGACCUUCUUCCCUGCUUUACAUGAAAGUCUGCAUUCUGAAGAUUUCUUGGAACUGUGUCGGGAAAGACAAGUAAUUUUACAAGAACUUCUUGAUCACGAAAAGGUGACGAAGAAGUACUCCCUGGUGAUUGUGCAGGGCCACCUGGUCUCUGAAGGGGUCCUGCUCUUUGGCAAGCAGCACUUCUACAUCUGCGAGAACUUCACCCUCUCUCCCAUAGGUGAUGUCUACUGCACCCACCACUGCUUAUCCAACAUCAGUGAUCCAUUCAUUUUCAGCAUGUGCAGCAAAGACAGAUCCUCUGACCAUUACUCGUGCCAGAGACACAGCUAUGGUGAUGUCAGGGAGCUCCAGCAGGCACGCUUCCUCCUGCAGGACAUUGCCCUGGAGAUCUUUUUCCGAAAUGGAUAUUCCAAGUUUCUUGUCUUCCACAAUGGUGAUCGAAAUAAGGCCUUCAAAAGCUUUUGCUCUUUCCAGUCCAACUUGAGAGGAAGAGGCGUCAUGGAGGACCCCCUCAAUCUAAGGAAACACCCGAGCUCCGAGAGGACCAUGCUGCACAGGUGGCAGAAAAGGGACAUCAGCAAUUUUGAGUAUCUCAUGCACCUCAACACCCUGGCUGGGAGAACCUACAAUGACUACAUGCAGUAUCCAGUGUUUCCCUGGGUCCUGGCUGACUACACCUCUCAGAUGCUGAACUUGACAAAUCCCAAGACUUUCCGGGAUCUUUCGAAGCCCAUGGGGGCCCAGACCAAGGAAAGGAAGCUGAAAUUUAUCCAGAGGUUUAAAGAAGUUGAGAAGACGGAAGGAGACAUGACCGUCCAGUGCCACUACUGCACGCAUUACUCCUCCGCCAUCAUUGUCGCCUCCUACCUGGUCCGGAUGCCACCCUUCACCCAGGCCUUCUGCUCUCUGCAGGGGGGCAGUUUUGAUGUGGCAGAUAGAAUGUUUCACAGCGUGAAAAACACAUGGGAGUCGGCCUCCAGAGAGAACAUGAGUGAUGUCAGAGAACUGACCCCGGAGUUCUUCUACCUGCCUGAGUUCUUAACAAACUGCAACGCCGUGGAGUUUGGCUGCAUGCAGGAUGGAACAGUGCUGGGGGAUGUCCAGCUCCCUCCCUGGGCUGAUGGGGACCCUCGGAAGUUCAUCAGCCUGCACAGACAGGCCUUGGAAAGUGACUUUGUCAGUGCCAACCUCCACCACUGGAUAGACCUCAUUUUUGGGUACAAGCAACAGGGGUCAGCCUCCGUGGAGGCUGUUAAUACCUUCCAUCCCUACUUCUAUGGUGACAAAAUGGACCUCAGCAGCGUCAGUGACCCCCUGAUCAGGAGCACGAUCCUGGGGUUUGUCAGCAACUUUGGACAGGUGCCCAAACAGCUCUUUACUAAGCCCCACCCAGCCAGGACCGCAGCAGGGAAGCCUUCCCCUGGAAAGGAUGUCUCCACACCUGCCAGCCUGCAGGGCCACCCACAGCCCUUCUUCUGCAACCUGCACUCGCUGAGGCCCUCCCAGGUCACAGUAAAAGAUAUGUACCUUUUUUCUCUAGGCUCAGAAUCUCCCAAAGGAGCCAUUGGCCACAUCGUCCCUACUGAAAAGACCAUCCUGGCUGUGGAGAGGAACAAGGUGCUGCUGCCUCCGCACUGGAACCGGACCCUCAGCUGGGGCUUUGAUGACUUCAGCUGCUGUCUGGGGAGCUACGGCUCUGACAAGAACCUGGUGACCUUCGAGAACCUGGCUGCUUGGGGCCGCUGUCUGUGUGCCGUGUGCCCAUCCCCCACGACGAUCGUCACCGCGGGAGCCAGCGCUGUGGUGUGUGUGUGGGAGCUCAGCGUGGCCAAAGGCCGCCCCAGAGACCUGCGCCUCAAGCAGGCCUUAUAUGGACACACACAGGCUGUCACAUGCUUGGCAGCAUCAGUCACUUUUAGCCUGCUGGUGAGUGGCUCCCAAGACUGCACCUGCAUCCUUUGGGACCUGGACUAUCUCACCCACGUGGUCCGCUUGCCUGUUCACCGCGAGGCCAUUUCUGCCAUCGCCGUUAGUGACAUUUCGGGAACCAUUGUUUCCUGUGCCGGAGCCCAUUUGUCCCUGUGGAAUGUGAACGGACAGCCCCUGGCCAGCAUCACCACAGCCUGGGGCCCAGAAGGAGCCAUAACCUGCUGCUACGUGGUAGAGGGGCCAGCAUGGGGCACAAGCCAUGUCAUCAUCACUGGGAGUCAAGACGGCAUGGUCCGGAUCUGGAAGACUGAAGAUGUAAAGCUGUCGGUUCCUGGGCAGGCAGCCCCAGAAGCACCUUCGCCUCAGCCUCCCAGUCCAAGCGGUCACAAAUGGGAGAAGAAUCUUGCCCUGUGCCGAGAGCUGGAUAUUAGCAUGGCCCUGACAGGGAAGCACAGCAAGGCCAGCCCUGCCGUGACAGCUCUGGCUGUGUCCAGAAAUCAGACCAAACUGCUGGUCGGCGAUGAGAAAGGAAGAAUAUUCUGCUGGUCUGCAGAAGGAUAGGAAGAAAGAGAUGCAGAAGCUCUGGCUUAUCAGCCCUGGGCCCUGAGGGCUGCAGCACCAGGGGAAAAUGGUUGUCCGGGCUCCGCUCCCCAUGGCCUUUGACCUCCAAACCCUGAAUCCUUUCCUCACAUGGUGCAGAGACUUGGAUUGUAUGAAGAUGCAGUCUGCACAGGGGGAACUCCCAGAAGCAUGCUGGAAAUCUUGACUCCCUGAAGCUACAUCACACAUCACUCACCUUUUCAAAGGCCUAUUGCUCUGGGGGGAAAAAAAAGAAAGAAAGAAAAAGAAAAGAAAUAUGGGUCACUUACUGGGAAAUAUUGUAUUGUCUUUAUUU
Messenger RNA from Condylura cristata (star-nosed mole), 9895 nucleotides. It is a transcript of the gene WDFY4, whose product is annotated as WDFY family member 4. NCBI's taxonomy places the organism in Eukaryota, Metazoa, Chordata, Mammalia, Eulipotyphla, Talpidae. The coding region runs from base 1 to 9561 and encodes 3186 amino acids. Gene Ontology annotation, molecular function: protein binding. The transcript is spliced from 61 exons. The record is from RefSeq and is a predicted model, not a curated record.